Molecule: messenger RNA, 363 nt
Organism: Brassica rapa (field mustard)
Lineage: Eukaryota; Viridiplantae; Streptophyta; Magnoliopsida; Brassicales; Brassicaceae
Source: RefSeq, a predicted model, not a curated record
AUGGGUUAUGUAACCACCAUUGCUGGAGGAAACUCAAAUGAUAUUGGACAUAGAGACGGACCUGCACACAACGCAACUUUCUCUAGUGACUUCGAGAUAACUUUUGUUCCUCAAAGAUGGUGUUUGCUUGUCUCUGACCAUGGAAACGAACUGAUCCUUCAGAUAAACCUAAAGGAGGAUGAUUGCCUCGAAAUCUCUCAUACUUGUUUAGGGUCAUACUCUCUUUGGUCAUUGGAUUUGCUGCUCGCCCUUACAUCACUCAUCAUACAGGAAGAAGCGAAUCACCACUGGUUUCAUCAUGACAUGGAAGCUUCUCCUAAUCAAAUUGGGGAAACAAGUUCGGACCUUCUUCUCCUACGUUAG